GGCCGGCGGCCCUUUGAACGGACGGCGGCGCGGACCGGGCCGGGUCGGGCCGGGUCGCGGCUGGGGCGGGACUGGGGCGGGGCCUGUGUCCGGGCUUCAAGGGCCGUGUCGGGGCCGGACACCUGCGCUCCUCGACGGCGGUGGCGGCGGCAUCCGGGCCAUGGCGGCCGAGGCGCGCGUGUCGCGCUGGUACUUCGGUGGGCUGGCGUCGUGCGGGGCCGCCUGCUGCACGCACCCGCUGGACCUGGUCAAGGUGCAUCUGCAGACGCAGCAGGAGGUGAAGCUGCGCAUGACGGGUAUGGCGCUGCAGGUGGUGCGCUCCGACGGCAUCCUGGCGCUCUACAAUGGGCUGAGCGCCUCCCUCUGCAGACAGAUGACCUACUCCCUGACUCGGUUUGCCAUCUACGAGACGGUGCGGGACCACGUAACCAAGGGCAGCGAGGGCCCCCUGCCCUUCUACAAGAAGGUCCUGCUGGGCUCCAUCAGUGGUUGUAUCGGCGGCUUCGUGGGGACCCCCGCGGACAUGGUCAACGUCAGGAUGCAGAACGACGUGAAGCUGCCCCAGAAUCAGCGCCGAAACUACGCCCACGCCCUGGAUGGCCUGUACCGUGUGGCCCGAGAAGAGGGUCUGAAGAAGCUGUUCUCGGGCGCAACUAUGGCGUCCAGUCGAGGGAUGUUGGUCACCGUGGGCCAGCUGUCCUGCUAUGACCAAGCCAAGCAGCUGGUUCUCAGCACAGGGUACUUGUCCGACAGCAUCUUCACUCACUUUAUCGCCAGCUUCAUUGCGGGUGGAUGCGCCACAUUCCUGUGCCAGCCCCUGGACGUGCUGAAGACCCGGCUGAUGAACGCCAAGGGCGAGUAUCAGGGUGUUCUGCACUGUGCCAUGGAGACAGCGAAGCUUGGGCCGCUGGCCUUUUACAAGGGCCUCGUGCCUGCCGGCAUCCGCCUCAUGCCCCACACCGUGCUCACGUUUGUGUUUCUGGAGCAGCUUCGCAAACACUUUGGCAUCAAAGUGCCGUCCUGAUGUGGCCGUGGGAGCAGCUGGGUCAUGCCCAGCCCCCUGCCUCAGUUUUUUCCAGAGUCCUGGAGGGUCAGCAGCUGAGCGCUGCCCUGAGCCCAGCACCUGCCCGCCGUGCUCCGGCCCCCUCCUCCCUGGCUCAGGACCCCCGCCCCAGCCUGCCUGGCCAGCCCAGUGACCGUCGUCCCCUCCUGAGCUGCUGCCCACACCUCCACCCCCUGCUGCCCACCCCAGGCUCUCCCCACCUGAUGUCCAGCGGCCUCCUCUGCACGCCAGUGACUCCCUCAGAGGGAGGUGCCUAGGCCCCAGGUUCAGUUUUCUCUCUUCCCAAGUAGGCAGUUAACCCUGGAGUUGGGAGGGGCAGGCUGUCCAGGCUUUCUGGGGUCUGGGGUCUCCAGCCCCUGAAGUCUCUUCCUUUCACUAAGCCCAGGGCCCCCAGCACUGUCUUCCAGCAGCUUCCACUGAGGACCUGGGUGAUAGAGUGGGGGUGUGGACCCCCAGCAUCACUCACCGAAUGACAUGUGCACCUGCACUUUCAUCCCAGGAGAGGGACCAUAGCUUUUAUGAUGUUCUCAAAGUUAGCUGCGCACCCACAGCUGCCAGGCCAGGGCAGAAUGAGUACCCAGGAGGGAGGGUCUGGGUGUGACCCGCAGGUGCCCCACACCCCUGCUCCCCCGGUGCAGCCCAUCCCCAGUUGCUUUAACAAUCAGUUUCACCAAAACCUCUCAGUGCCAGCAGGCGGCUGCUGUCUUCAUGGAGCGUGCAGUGUCCCCUCCUGGCUCCCUGGGCAGGAGUGGCAUGUCCACAGGGGCUCCUGUCUACACAGCGGUCACUUGCAAGGUCCCCAGCAGCUGGUCAGCCAAAACGCCACCGCCCAGGUUCCGCUGCCACAGCAGCCUGCAGAUGGGCUGGGAGCUGCAUCUGUCUGCCUCCCCCAGUCACCUGGCCACUGUGCCACACCCCCCGCCCCCCAGCAAGUGGCCAGCGCUUCCACGUCGCCCCACAGGGGUGUUAAUAAAGGACGGUGAAGUGC
This is a messenger RNA of Balaenoptera acutorostrata (minke whale), 2051 nucleotides long. RefSeq names its product solute carrier family 25 member 10 (gene SLC25A10). Gene Ontology annotation, biological process: malate transmembrane transport; mitochondrial transport; succinate transmembrane transport. The transcript has 11 exons. Gene Ontology annotation, molecular function: sulfate transmembrane transporter activity; thiosulfate transmembrane transporter activity; oxaloacetate transmembrane transporter activity. The coding region runs from base 161 to 1024 and encodes 287 amino acids. Gene Ontology annotation, cellular component: mitochondrial membrane. Lineage: Eukaryota; Metazoa; Chordata; Mammalia; Artiodactyla; Balaenopteridae. The record is from RefSeq and is a predicted model, not a curated record.